Pipistrellus kuhlii (Kuhl's pipistrelle) is the source of this 1759-nucleotide messenger RNA. RefSeq names its product signal-regulatory protein beta-1. The record is from RefSeq and is a predicted model, not a curated record. Gene Ontology annotation, biological process: positive regulation of T cell activation; positive regulation of phagocytosis. Lineage: Eukaryota; Metazoa; Chordata; Mammalia; Chiroptera; Vespertilionidae. The transcript has 7 exons. Bases 16 to 1542 code for a protein of 508 amino acids. Gene Ontology annotation, cellular component: plasma membrane.
ACUCAGGCUUCCAGGAUGCCCUUCCCUGCCUCCUGGCCCUGCCCUCCUCCCUGCCUGCUGCUGACUCUCCUGCUGGGCCUCCCAGGAGGGGCAGGUGAGGAGCUGCAGGUGAUUCAGCCUCAGACGUCAGUGUCCGUCGCAGCUGGAGAGACGGCCACUCUGAGCUGCACUGUGACCACCAUAUUCCCGGUGGGGCCUGUCAGGUGGUUCAGAGGGACAGGGCCAGGCCGAGAGUUAGUCUAUAAUUUCAGUGGAGGCCAAUUCCCCCGAGUAACAAGUGUUGCAGACACCACGAGGAGAAACAACACGGACUUUUCCAUCUGCAUCAAUAACAUCACCCCAGCAGACACAGGGACCUACUACUGUGUGAAAUUCCGGAGAGGAAUCGCUGAUAAUGACAAGGAGUUCAAGUCUGGAGCAGGCACUCAGCUCAGCGUGAGUGGAGGGGCAGUUGAGGAGCUGCAGGUGAUUCAGCCUCAGAAGUCAGUGUCCGUCGCAGCAGGAGAGACGGCCACUCUGAGCUGCACCGUGACAUCCCUGACCCCCGUGGGGCCCAUCAAGUGGUUCAGAGGGACAGGGCCUGGCCGGGAGUUAAUCUAUGAUUUCAGAGGAGGCCUCUUCCCCCGAGUAAUAAGUGCUGCACACUUCACGAGGAGAAACAACACAGACUUUUCCAUCCGCAUCAGUAACAUCACCCCAGCAGACACAGGGACCUACUACUGUGUGAAGUUCCGGAAAGAAGCCGGUGAUGACAAGGAGUUCAAGUCAGGAGCAGGCACUCAGCUCAGCGUGAGUGCCAAACCCUCUCCCCCUGUGGUAUCGGGCCCCACGGGCAGGUCGCCGCCUGGGCAGACAGUGAGCUUCACCUGCAAGUCCCACGGCUUCUCCCCAAGAAACAUCCUCCUGAAGUGGUUCAAGGAUAGGAACGAGCUGCCAGCCUCCCAGACCAUCGUGGACCCAGAGGGAGACAGCCCUUCCUACAGUAUCUCCAGCACAGCCAGGGUGCUGCUGGCCCCGAGGGAUGUUCGCUCCCAGGUCAUCUGCCAGGUGGCCCAUGACACCCUAAAGGGGGACCCUCCUCUUCGUGGGACUGCCAACCUCUCUGAGGCCAUCCGAGUGCCGCCCACCUUGGAGGUCACCCAGCACACGGUGUCAGAGACCCAGAUGAAUGCCAUCACCUGCCUGGUGAGGAACUUCUACCCCCAGCGCCUGCAGCUGACCUGGCUGGAGAACGGAAACAUGUCCCGAACAGAAACAGCCUUGAGCCUCGUAGAGAACCAGGACCGGACCUUCACCAGGAUGAGCUGGCUCCUGGUGAACCUGUCUGCCCACAAGGAGGGUGCGAAGCUCACCUGCCAGGUGGAGCACGAUGGGCAGCCGGCGAUCACCGAAUUCGUCACCCUCAUGGCCUCUGCUCACCAGGACAAAGACAAAGGUCCAGGGACAUCUGCUGUUAUCUUUGUGACUUUCCUCCUGGGCUUCAAGGUGCUGCUCGUGAUGAGUUUUAUAGUCACCUACAUCCACAGGUGGAGGAACCUGUAGCUGCUCUUCUCUGCCACGCAAUGUAUUGCCUUCUGCCCUCUCUAAUGAGCUUAGGAAGGGAAAAGCUGCACCGACCUGCAGAUUAUCCAAGGCCCCUGCCCUUCACUCUGUGAAACCCACCUCCACCAGAAUAUGCUCCUUCCCACACCCUCCUGAUGUUGCUUAUCUCUGAUACUAAGACUGAGGCAGGGAUGGAUGGCCUUUGCUCACAGAGACU